This is a messenger RNA of Syngnathoides biaculeatus (alligator pipefish), 5038 nucleotides long. It is a transcript of the gene spi1b, whose product is annotated as Spi-1 proto-oncogene b. NCBI's taxonomy places the organism in Eukaryota, Metazoa, Chordata, Actinopteri, Syngnathiformes, Syngnathidae. The record is from RefSeq and is a predicted model, not a curated record. Gene Ontology annotation, biological process: cell differentiation; regulation of transcription by RNA polymerase II. The transcript is spliced from 5 exons. Gene Ontology annotation, molecular function: DNA-binding transcription factor activity, RNA polymerase II-specific; sequence-specific DNA binding. Gene Ontology annotation, cellular component: nucleus. The coding region runs from base 3743 to 4534 and encodes 263 amino acids.
AAAACAGAAUUAUGUGGAGAAACAAUAAUUGUGCUACUUUCUCACAUACCAGAAUGUCUUGAUGUGGCCAAAAAAAUACAAAUCUAUUGUUUUAUUCAUAUUAAUUAGUUUGGAGAUUAACAAUACGGACAGUUUUGAUGUAAAAACUUGAUAGCAGUGGAGUGAGUCACCAAGUUUGUGGGGUAAUUAUCAAAUCUAGAAAAUGAACAGAUGUUUGACAUGAUAUCCUUACUGUAUGUCCCUUAUGACAUUAAGCAUGGUUACGGUGUAUCCUCCUCUUUACCGACAUUAGAAAUGGUGAUUUCUAUGAAAAGGAUUGGUAUGCAAAGGAAAAAGUCAGCAGUCCCUUUAAAAGUGGUGUCUAUCCAAACAAAAGGCUUUUGUGUUAUAUUUCACAGAUAAGUUGAAAGUUGUUCAUGUGAACACAUCAACUUUGCCAUAAAAAUCUAUUCAGCUGACGCUUGAGUCACGUCAACAUGCUGACAAGAGUGUGAUCAUUGCAGUAGUGACCCAUUGGACGCAUUAAAAUAAAACCCAGCUCUAAAAUGUACAGCUCUGAUUUCUGAGAAGUUGUCAGCACAUCUGAGAGGCAUCACAAAUACAGACCACAUGUAACCACACCAUCCCAGGUCUGCUACACCAAACGACUUGACUUAAUGCUGUUUUAAUAGACUCAGAAACCUUCUUCGGGUAAGUGUUUGUUGGCUGAACAGGGGUCUUAACCUGAAUCAUGUGGACAUACUGUAGCUUCACCCUCACUUGCCUGUGUCAUUAUUGAGGCGUGCUCUCUUCACAGACAAAUCCAAGUACACUAUACUGGACAGAUGGAAGCCAGCAGGUAGGCAAUUGCAUUGGCAAGAAGAUACGAGAUACACAAUUCCUGAAAAAAAAAUGAAAAUUUUGCUUGGGCAAUAUAUUUACCCCAGAUUACCUGCUGAGCAUGUUUGCUUAUCAUCACAUAACCAAUUUCUAUUAGAGAGAGUCCUCUGGCUACAAACGAGUUCUGUUCCUAUACUGGUAAUGUAAUUGGAUUUCGUUGUAAGUCGGAUUUCACCAUUAAAGUCAGAAUUUACGUCAAAAUACUUUUUGUGUAAAAACAAAUACAUUGAAAUAAAAAGAAUAAGAUGCUGUACUUACUAUUACUGGUCAGAGGUGAAUGGAGAAGAAAAAGGGGAGGCCAUGCUUAGCAAUUGCAAAGGAAUCUGUUCCUCAAUCCAGAACGUAAGUAGCCUCUCCAUCUUGACAAGUAUAAAAAAAAAACGUUUUGUGAUCACUGUAUCAGACAUGGCAAUGGAACCCUUCACAUGCGCUAGAAUACGGGCUUUGUCAACUGACUGAAGCCAAGCUCUUCACCAAUGUUCCUCGGUGUCUCUCCUAUCUCCGAUCUUUUUAUGCUCUUGAGCUUCGUUUCCAUGGUAAUUAAUUUUCUUUGGAUUCUAUAAGCAUUGCUAAAAGACACAGCUUUCUUCAUUGGGCCUUAUGUCUCACAAGGAGGGCAAAAAAUUCGAAGAUACUCCCGGUGCACAAACAUGGACGAGAAUUAUGCACGUUAGCUAGACAAGAUACUGGAUGGGUGUUGUAAAGUCUAAACGUUUUCCCUGUACUUUGCAUAGGUGUAAAGUGUGAUCUUUUCUUGUGUUCAGUUCACCUGUGUCUUGGCGACAGGUACAGUUAAGCCAAAUGUAAAUUAAUAUCCAUUGAGUCGGUCUCGGCGGCACAGUGGCAGAUAUGUAGAGUGUUGUUCUCACAGUUCUGAGGACUGGGGUUCAAACUCCAGACUCCCCCUGUGUGGAGUUUGGAUGUUCUGCCCGUGCUUGUGUGGGGUUUCUCCAGUCACUCCGGUUUCCUCGCACAUCCUAAAGACAUGCAACAUUAAUUGGACACUCUAAAUUGCCCCUAGGUGUGAUUCUGAGUGUGACAGACAACAUGUCUGUAUCCAUGUGCCCUACGAUUGGCUGGCAACCAGUUCAGGUUGCACUCCGCCUCCUGGCAGUUGACUGCUGGGAGAGGAUCCAGCUUUUCAUUUAUCUUUUCAUUUAUCCCUGUGAGCAUAAGCAGGUAAGAGAAUUGAUGGAUGGAUAUUUAUUAACGCAUGCUGUUCUUCAAAGUGUAAGUAACUGGACCUCCCAACUAGCCAACGCCACUGCAUUUUCAAAAGGCUUUUUCAGAAGUUAAAGUGCGUUUUAUUUUUUUUCUCGCAUUAUAAUGACAUUUACAAGUUUCAAGACAAGUUCCACUCAGCUUACACAUUCAGUCAAUCACACUUUUUUGGCAUUUCAUUUUUGGCCUACGUGCAGUGGGUGCAUCAAGAGUCUGGAUGAGGAGGAUAAAUGAAAAGCUUGCAGAAAGGGUUUCUGCACAAACGUGACAACAGAGCCCCCUUAUCCAUAUUAACAUUCUAAAUCGAGUUUUUUUAAUGCUUUAGUUUGGAAGAUUCUGAGGUUUGAUAAUACUGUAUUUUUUAAGAAUUGCAUCAGAACUAAAUGAAAUGAAACAUUUUCCAACUGAAAAAGGGAAGCAGUGGCAAAUAGUUUUAAUCAUAUCACUAUCAAGAUUUACAGUUUUUUCAAAAAUAUACUUUCUUGUGUCGUUUCGAGAGUGAUGAUACCAAUUCAAUAAAUGAAACAUUACUAAAAAUGUAGCCAAAGUUUGAAUAACUAUAGCAUCUAUUUGAUAUGCAUUUAUUAUUAUGAAUUCUGAAUGAUUUUUAUUUGAGACAAAGUAGUCAAUAAUAGUUUUAAUUAUAUUAUGCAGUAAGAAAUCCUACUUUCCAAUUAUUGCCUUGUUACAGUGCCUACUUAUAUGAGUUUCACAAUCUUUUUUUUUUUUUGAGAACAUUAUACUAUUCAAAACGUCUUUUUAGCACAAAUUAAUGUGGGACAGACAUCCUUGUGGAAUGUAUCUGAAAUGUAAUGGCAAAGAAAAUGUUUGUCAAAUGGUGUAAGAUCCUUCCAAGGCAAGGUUCGUAUGUUUCUUUGUAAAAAGGAGGUAGCAACCAGGGGCUAGAUCCCCUUUGGCAUUUUCUGAAGCUCCUGUAUCUCCUUUGUGAUAAUCAGAACCUCCAAAACUGAUACUAUAGCUUCAUCUUAUCUUCCAGUCAUGUACGGGUAUGUGUGCGGUUGUAUGUGUGGUAUUCGAGAUUGCAAGCUUGAGGAACGGGACCAAAAUUUAGCUGAAUUGUUGCUUUCGUUUUUAUAUUGGAAUGUUUUCGAUUAAACUUAAUUUGGGGAUAACUUAAAAAAAAAAAAACACAUUUGUUGAAGUGAGAUGGCCAUUUAGCCAAUCUUGGACAGUGCACACUUUUCAGAGCAAGCACUAUUUAAUAAAUUCCCAAGAUAAGUAUGGCUAGUCACUCAUUAGUGACACUGAUGAUGGGCCACCAAGGGAGGUGACAAUAUAAGACGCUGAUAAAUGUGAGGCUCCCCCAAAGCAGAAGACAUACUCUGUUGCUCCCACCCACACAAAUUUACAGAAGUUAAAAACAGUCAGUCUUUGCUUAUUUUUCUUCUUCUUUUUCAAGCUGCUGAAGGCCUCUUGGACCGGUUCAGCUCACAAGAGUAAUAUACGUCAAUAUAAAUAGCAACCCUGUACAAUAAGAAAGAGAGCGGGACAUGUUUUGGUUAUCGUUAAAUGAGAGGAAAUUUUGAAACAUUGUGCAAUGGUGCUGCGAAGGUUUUGAAAGGUUGUGAGAGAUUUUGUCUGCAAGGUGUCUUUGAGCCCACUCGUUGGAGAAGAAGCCCCAAUGUUGCAUCCCUACAGAAUGGAGAGUUAUCUCAUUGCACCUUCCUCAGAAGAUAUGUAUGAUCCAGAGAUCUACAGACAAAUUCCAGAAUAUUAUAGUCCAUAUGUUCUGGACACAGAGAUACAGGCAGAUCACUGGGAUUAUCACCAGCACACUCACGUACACCCUGUUGAGUUUGAAAACCUCCCAGAGACAAACUUCACAGAAUUGCAGAGCGUGCAGGCCCUGCACCCGCCCGGUCUAAUCCGACACGAGGUCAUGCGCUACGAUGCAGAAAAUCUCCUGGAUCCAAACCUUGGGGCGCAUACUCAUAUGUUACAGCAACCAGUAACAUUCUUCCCACGGACUGUGUACCCCACACACGUGUCCCAGCACAGCACUGAUGAUGAAGAACAUGGACGUCAAAGUCCCCCCCUAGAAGUGUCUGAUGAGGAGUGCCUUCGUGAUCAAGUUCCUUACGUCAUACCUGGAGAGAUGGGCAACAAAAAGAAGAUUCGUUUAUAUCAGUUCCUGUUGGAUCUUUUACGAAAUGGCGAUAUGAAGGACAGCAUCUGGUGGGUGGACAGAGAAAAAGGAAUGUUCCAGUUUUCAUCCAAACACAAGGAGGCUCUCGCACACCGUUGGGGAAUCCAAAAGGGCAACCGUAAAAAAAUGACCUAUCAAAAGAUGGCGCGGGCUUUGCGCAACUACGGCAAAACUGGAGAGGUAAAAAAGAUCAAGAAGAAACUGACGUACCAGUUCAGUGAUGAGGUCCUUGGGAAGAGUUAUUUGGAGAGAAAGCCAUAUAUGUAGGCAGACAACAGAAUUAUGCUAAAUACAGUUAAUGUUACCAUCUGACCUUCGGUUCCUGGUGUAACUGUCAACUCGAUGUUAACAUUCCUUGUAAAUAGCAGUAGAAAUAGAAGCAACCAUCGUGAAAGCUGUUUGGAAAGAGCAUACUGGCUUACACUGUGAUUAUCUUAUUUCUCACAGCACAAAAUAGUGUGUAAAAAUACUCUGUAAAGAUUAGUUAAUCCAGUAACUGCCAUCCCUGUCUACUGCUUUUGCCAUUCUGAGACAUGGGAAAGUUGGAGUGAGUUAUUUGUGUGUACAGCAAAGUAUCAUUGUGGAAAUAAAUUAGUGCCUUUAUAUUAAAUAUGUAACCUGUUAUUUAAAGACAAUAGAUUAAGGAAGGGACUGAUUUACCAGAAUAUUUGUUCCAAGUGAGAUUUUUGUAUUAUAGUAUAAAACUGUCGAAUCACUGAAAAAUGCAUUAAACAUUUAUUUCAUGACACAAUUAAAUGUGAAUGCCACGUU